GGAGGGAAGGGGGAGGGAACUUGAGGAGGAGGAGGUUAGCCGAGGCAGCUACAGCGGCGGCGGCGCAGGGGCUGGUACGCGCUGGGCGGCCUGAGCCUCAUGGCGGAGGAAGAGAGCGACCAAGAGGCCGAACGCCUCGGAGAAGAGCUCGUGGCCAUUGUGGAGUCCCCUCCAGGCCCUGCGGGGUUUAGAGUUGCGGGCGACGGCAAAGGCGGCACUGGCGGCAGCAGCUGCAGUGGCGGCGUCGUCGGGAUCAGCAGUAGGGAUUACUGCCGACGUUUCUGUCAGGUGGUUGAAGAUUAUGCUGGAAGAUGGCAGGUCCCUUUGCCACAGCUUCAAGUUCUUCAGACUGCACUUUGCUGUUUUACAUCAGCCAGUGCAUCAUUCCCAGAUGAAUGUGAGCACGUACAGUACGUUUUGAGUAGCCUUGCUUUGAGCUUCUUUGAGUUGCUGCUGUUCUUUGGAAGAGAUGAGUUUUAUGAAGAGCCCUUAAAGGAUAUUCUUGGAUCAUUCCAGGAAUGCCAGAAUCACCUCCGCAGAUAUGGAAAUGUGAAUCUGGAACUGGUGACUCGAAUCAUUAGAGAUGGUGGCCCAUGGGAAGAUCCAGUGUUGCAAGCUGUUCUUAAAGCCCAGCCAGCAUCUCAGGAGAUAGUGAACAAAUACUUAAGUUCUGAAAAUCCACUGUUCUUUGAACUACGUGCCAGAUACCUAAUUGCUUGUGAACGCAUACCUGAAGCAAUGGCUCUUAUUAAAUCUUGUAUAAGUCACCCAGAAAUCAGUAAAGACUUAUACUUCCAUCAAGCACUCUUCACAUGUCUGUUUAUGUCACCUGUAGAAGAUCAGCUACUCCGGGAGCAUUUAUUGAAAACUGAUUGUAAGAGUGGAAUUGAUAUCAUCUGUAACACUGAAAAAGAAGGCAAGACUAUGUUAGCCUUACAACUCUGUGAAUCUUUUCUUAUUCCACAGCUCCAACAUGGGGAUAUGUACUGUAUCUGGGAGUUGAUUUUCAUAUGGAGUAAACUUCAGCUUAAGUCUAAUCCUUCAAAACAAGUUUUUGUAGAUCAAUGCUACCAGCUUUUAAGAACAGCAACUAAUGUGAGAGUCAUAUUUCCUUUCAUGAAAAUCAUUAAAGAUGAGGUUGAAGAAGAAGGCUUACAAAUUUGUGUUGAAAUAUGUGGUUGUGCUCUACAGCUGGACCUUCAUGAUGAUCCCAAAACUAAAUGUCUGAUUUAUAAAACAAUUGCACAUUUUUUGCCAAAUGAUUUGGAGAUCCUCAGGAUUUGUGCACUCUCAAUAUUUUUUCUUGAGCGUUCCUUGGAAGCUUAUCAUAUUGUUGAAGAGCUUUACAAACAUCCAGAUGAAGAGUAUAAUGAAGGCACCAGUAGUGUUCAAAAUCGUGUUCGUUUUGAAUUACUUCCAAUUUUGAAAAAGGGAUUGUUUUUUGAUCCCGAAUUCUGGAACUUUGUAAUGAUUAAGAAAAACUGUGUAGCAUUACUGAGCGAUAAAUCAGCGGUUAGGUUUCUAAAUGAAACUACACUGGAAAAGUCUACAGGUAACCUGAAAAGGGCACUAGAACAGCAAGGUUUAGAUGAAAGGCUUGACUUUCUUACAUAUCAGAGCACUGGAGAGCUUGAUCCUAAUGACAUAGCUGGAGUGCAACCUAAAGGUCAUAGUCACACAAAGAAAAACCUUACUGCUUCUAAUGCUUCCAAAGUAGAUCACAACGUCCCAAGGCAUCGGUGUGUGUUAUGUAACAAGGAAUUCCUAGGUGGUCACAUUGUAAGACAUGCUCAGGCUCAUCAGAAAAAGGGCAGUUUUUCAUGUGUAAUAUGUGGUAGGAAAUUUAGAAACAGAGGACUUAUGCAGAAGCAUUUAAAGAAUCAUGUUAAGAAAAUACAGAGACAGCAGAUUGCUGCAGCUCAACAGGAGGAUCAGGAAAUCCCUGCUUUGGAAGAAAUAAAUUGUUCCAAUUUCAUUUCAUUUGAAAACGGGAAUUCUGAGAAAGAUUUGGAAGUGCAGGCUACUGAUGUUUGCAGUGAUGGGAACCAAGAAGUCAUCCCUGUGCAUGUGGCGGAAUUCACUGAAAUUCCUGUAAGUGUAUCAGAAGAUGUUACUGAAAACGUUACUGAAAAUGGCAGUCCCGAUACUUCUUUAAAUAAUGUAUUGGAGCCUUUACCUCUAUGUGAGGAUGACUAUGAGGAGGAAGAGGAUGAAGAAGGUGAUUAUGAAGAUGAUUAUGACCUGAAUCAGGAAACGUCAGUGCUUCAUAAAAUCAAUGGAACUGUUUGCCAUCCAAAAGACAUAUAUGCUACAGAUCAAGAAGGAAACUUUAGGUGUCCUGCCCUUGGCUGUGUCAGAAUAUUUAAAAGAAUUGGAUUUCUAAAUAAACACGCAAGGACUGUACACCCAACUGAUUUAAAUGUGCGGCAGACGGUAAUGAAGUGGAGCAAGGGAAAAUGUAAAUUCUGUCAAAGGCAGUUUGAAGAUUCUCAGCAUUUUAUAGAUCACCUUAAUAGACACAGCUAUCCAAAUGUAUACUUUUGUUUGCAUUUUAAUUGCAAUGAGUCAUUUAAGCUGCCAUUCCAGCUUGCUCAGCACACAAAAAGUCACAGGAUAUUUCAAGCGCAGUGUAGUUUUCCAGAAUGCCAUGAGCUUUUUGAAGAUCUUCCUCUGCUAUAUGAACAUGAAGCCCAGCACUAUUUAAGUAAAACACCAGAAUCUUCUGCACAACCAAGUGAAACAAUUCUUUGGGAUGUUCUUACAGACUCAAAUCCUAAUCAUCAGGAAAAAGACUCAUCAAGUAAUGAGAAACAAGCUAUUAGUCUGCCAGUUUCUACUAGCAAAUCAAGAAAACAUUCUACAGAACCAAAGACGUGUCUAGAAAGUAUGGAAAAGAAAACAGACAGUUUAGUUCAGAAUGGAAAUGAACAUUCUGAUGAUACUGUUUCUGAAAUAAGCUUGAUAGACCAAAAGAUGCCUGACAUAGAGCCAAAUUCUGAAAAUAAUUGUAGUAUUAGUGAUUUAGUCAAUGGACAUAGUGGAAUAGAGCAGACACCUUUAGUUUCAUCAGAUCCUGCUUUGAAAAUUGGUACAAAUAGAAUCAGGACAGAAAACGGUUCCAUUUUAUCCAGUGUUGUACCACAAGAACACAGUACCCUGCCAGUAUCUCAGGCACCUUCCAAACCAAAUGUGACGAAUGAACAGACUUCAUAUGGCUUAAUUUUAUCAAAGCCAUAUGUCAGACCAUUGCCUCCCAGUUACCUUGAUGAACGGUACCUCAGUAUGCCAAAACGCAGAAAAUUUCUGACUGAUAAAAUAGAUCCCUGUUCUGAUCAAGAUAAUGUUUGUAAAAAAUCAAUGAAAAGAUUAAGAUGUGGUAAAUGCCUGACAACCUACUGUAAUGCAGAAGCACUUGAGGCUCACCUUGCACAAAAGAAAUGUCAGACACUCUUUGGAUUUGAUUCAGAUGAUGAAAGUAAGUCUUCUAUCUUCUCAGUAGGUAUAUCUGUAGAAAAAGAACAUGCCAUAGGUCUUCAAGGUUAAAAAAAAUUGACAUUUGUAUAGCACAGAUAACAAGGCACUACCCUAUACAUCAUUUCCUUUAAUCUAUAUAACCAUUAUAAGAUGAUAUUGUUACUCCUGUUUUAUAGAGCAAGCAACUGAAACUCAUAGGUUAAGUAAUUGGCAUAGGCACAGGCCUAGGAACUUGUGGAAGCCAGAACCUGUACUCAGGUUUUUCGUACUCCUUCACUAUAUUUGAGGCUUUUCUUCAUUCUAAGUUUUGUGUAAUAAAGUUCUAGAAACAAAAUAAUUAUGAUAGUUUUUCAUCUGAAUGCCAGAAUAUAAACCAAGUGAUGUUGAGCUUCUAUUACAAAAACAAGUAAAAGAGACUAAAAAAAUAACUGAAAAAUAAAAUUUGAGCAAAAGAGUUUGCCUUUCUAUUGAUGUCAGUAUUUUUUGAAUGAGUAACGGUAUAAAUAAACAAGAAUCUGAUUUAGAAUUACAGUUGAACAUCUAUAAAAUUUGAAUUAACAGACAUGUUCUGUU
This is a messenger RNA of Hipposideros armiger (great roundleaf bat), 4047 nucleotides long. RefSeq names its product zinc finger protein 654 (gene ZNF654). Gene Ontology annotation, cellular component: nucleus. NCBI's taxonomy places the organism in Eukaryota, Metazoa, Chordata, Mammalia, Chiroptera, Hipposideridae. The record is from RefSeq and is a predicted model, not a curated record. Gene Ontology annotation, biological process: regulation of transcription by RNA polymerase II. Gene Ontology annotation, molecular function: DNA binding; DNA-binding transcription factor activity, RNA polymerase II-specific. The coding region runs from base 100 to 3543 and encodes 1147 amino acids. The transcript is spliced from 8 exons.